AUGUUCUCGUCUUCCCUAUUACUAUUCUCUGCACUUCUUUCGAUUGCUGCAUGUGCCCGCACUCAUGCCUCUCCUUCAGUAACCAUAGGUCGAGCGACCAUCAUUGGUCGUGCUCUGCCAACCUUUCAGCAAGAAUUUUUCGCUGGAAUACCAUACGCCGAAACCCCUCUCGGUCCUCGUCGUCUUUCGCCUCCGGUGUUGAAAACACGGCUCGAUGUCGAUACUUUCAACGCUUCUGACUACGGGUUCUCAUGUCUUCAAGUGGACGCUCCUACUGAACAAGUGUCGGAAGAUUGUCUGACACUCAAUGUUUUGCGUCCAGCAGGACUGCCUGCCUCUGCCUAUCCACUCCCUGUAAUGUUUUGGACAUACGGAGGCGGAUACGUCAGCGGCAACUCCAGCUACUUCAAUGCGAGCUUCAUUGUCGCUCAAAGUGUUGCCCGAGGGACUCCGAUCCUCUAUGUUAGCUUCAAUUAUCGAUUGGGCCCACUUGGUUUCCCGGUCGGCACCGAAGCGGCGAAGCACGGUGCCUUGAAUCUCGGUCUAAAGGACCAACUUGCCGCUUUGCGGUGGGUACACGAGAAUAUCGGGUUCUUUGGCGGAGAUAACAGCAAAGUCACGCUCUUUGGUGAAAGUGCUGGUUCUAGUCUAACCAGUCUUCUCUUCUUGAACCCAGCCCUCCAGCCACUUGCCCGUGCAGCCAUAUUCGAGUCAGGCUCGUCUGCUACUCUCGGGAUUUAUCCUCCAACCCGCAACGAACUUGACUGGACCCAUUUCGCGUCUUUCAUUCCAAUCUGCUCUUCUCUUCCCCCGGCUCACAUUUUUGAUUGUGUCCGGAACAACGCCACGAGCAACGACAUAUUGGCUGCAACCGCUGCUGCUCAAGCGACCUCCGUUAAUUUGUUCCAGUGGACUCCUGUCCUCGAUGGGGAUCUCAUCAAGGACUUGCCAUCGAACUACUUCGCCCGUGGAGAGUUCGCCAAGAUUCCGUUCAUUGCGGGCACUAACCUCGACGAAGGUACACCGUUUGUGCCGCCGUCAGUCAAUUCCGCAGAGGCGCUACAAGGACUUCUACUUGGCUCCGUCCUGCGACAAGACGGCAACAUCUCCAAUGCAUCGUCUCCCGAGCUCCAAAAUGGAGUUGAAUCCCUGCUCCAGCUGUAUCCCGACGACCCCACUCUUGGAUCGCCUUACAACACCGGAAACGAUACCUUUGGUUUGAGCUCCACCUUUAAACGGACUGCGGCACUUGGCAGGUUAUUGUUUUCUCGCAAUAACUACGUCUCAACUUCAUACUUACAGUGGGCGAUCUUUGGUUCCUCUCCCUGCGUCGACAAUUCGCGGAAGCUGCGACUACUGCCGGUGUUCCUUCCUAUGGUUACCUUUUUGACCAGCCGCAACCCGAACUGCCUGGAUUUUAUGGUGGUAUGUCUACCGCAUUUCGUCGAAGUAAGCUACGUCUACGGCGCACCGCUGGACCCAUCUGGAGCCUCUGUAAACCUGAGUAGAACCAUCAUCGACUACUGGGUUUCUUUUGCGACAAGUUUGACGCCAAACGACGGCUUGGGGAGUUCUCGGCCUCAAUGGAUGCCAUAUUCUCCAACGAACAAGUCCAUCCUUCAGUUCAAUAAUGCAAAUCUGACGAUGAUACCGGACGACUUCCGCUCGGAGCAAACGGAAUUCAUCAACGCAAACACUGGCCUAUGGAGACACUAG
Messenger RNA from Mycena indigotica, 1716 nucleotides. Its product is annotated as Carboxylic ester hydrolase. The coding region runs from base 1 to 1716 and encodes 571 amino acids. NCBI's taxonomy places the organism in Eukaryota, Fungi, Basidiomycota, Agaricomycetes, Agaricales, Mycenaceae. The transcript is spliced from 11 exons. The record is from RefSeq and is a predicted model, not a curated record.